Messenger RNA from Syngnathus typhle (broad-nosed pipefish), 2704 nucleotides. RefSeq names its product alpha-2A adrenergic receptor-like. Gene Ontology annotation, molecular function: adrenergic receptor activity. The record is from RefSeq and is a predicted model, not a curated record. Gene Ontology annotation, biological process: adenylate cyclase-activating adrenergic receptor signaling pathway. NCBI's taxonomy places the organism in Eukaryota, Metazoa, Chordata, Actinopteri, Syngnathiformes, Syngnathidae. The transcript has a single exon. The coding region runs from base 336 to 1430 and encodes 364 amino acids. Gene Ontology annotation, cellular component: membrane.
AUGUCAUUACUAGUCUUCAGAGCAGCCUCCAGAAGCAGGAGGAGCCCUCCCACCCUCGCUUGUAGCGUCACAUGCAUGUGGUAUAAAAGAGCCCCUUCUCCAGUCUACCACACCUGCUUCAAACAUCUGCUUGAACUCCAUCUGUGUGCUGAAUGAUUCAUUUCAAGCGUCUAUUUUUAAAGCGCUCGGAUGCGGAGCCAUGGGAACGCUUCCUCUUUUCAACGCAGUAGAAUUCCUCGCCUUUUUUUCCCUGACCGGAAGAACUUGAACAACAUGACGACUGCUUCCACUGAUGCCAAACGCCGCUAAUCGACUUCAAUCCAAUAAAAGUGUCAAUGGACUGCCUGAACUUGACCAAUAAGACGGCAGUGGCCCGGCACUUGUAUGGCGCUCAGACCUCGGUACCUCUCACCCUCCUGGUGGGUGUCCUCAUCCUGCUGACCGUCUUCGGCAACGUCAUGGUGGUCAUCGCCGUGACCACAUGCCGUGCCCUCAGAGCCCCCCAGAAUUUAUUCCUGGUCUCUUUGGCGUGCGCCGACAUCCUGGUGGCUACCUCGGUGAUGCCCUUCUCCCUGGCCAAUGAACUGAUGGGUUACUGGUUCUUCGGCAAGGUGUGGUGUGAAAUCUACCUGGCGCUGGAUGUGUUUUUCUGCACGUCUUCCAUCGUCCACCUGUGCGCCAUAAGCCUGGACCGAUACUGGUCCAUCACACGGGCCGUCGAGUACAACUUGAGAAGAACGCCUCGGCGGAUCAAAUGCACCAUCUUGAUUGUUUGGGUGCUGGCGGCCAUUAUCUCCUUCCCGCCGCUGAUCACCAUGAAGAAGGACAAAGGCCAAGAGGACCGACCCGAAUGUAAAAUCAACGACGAGAAGUGGUACAUUGUUUUCUCCAGCACCGCUUCCUUCUUCGCGCCCUGCGCCAUCAUGGUCCUGGUCUACGUGAGGAUCUACCAGGUGGCCAAACAGAGGACAAGAGCCCCGCCGGGUGAAAGGUCACGAGAAAACGGACCCCCGGAGCGUGAGGACGGAGAGGUGAACGGGGAGCUGGCGGACGAAUCAUCAUCGGACGGCUACGAAGUAACCUUGUGUUCUCUGAAGAAGAGGCGACCCGCCCGGACGGCCGAGUGGGGUCGCGAGAAGCCACAGGCCAACACCAGCCGCUGGAAAGGAAGACAGCGCCGAGAGAGACGCUUCACGUUAGUGCUGGCCGUGGUGGUGGGAGUGUUCGUCCUCUGCUGGCUGCCCUUCUUCUUCACGUACACGCUCACGGCCAUGUGCGCCUGCUGCGUGCCCGAGACGCUCUUCAAGAUGUUCUUCUGGUUGGGAUACUGUAACAGCUCCCUCAACCCGCUCAUUUAUACCGUUUUCAAUAACGACUUCCGCAGGUCCUUUAAAAAGAUCCUCUGCAGAAAAACACAUGUUGAUUUAUAAGAGGACACAACUCUGGAAUGUGUGUUGAAAUUUCAACUCAUCGCUACUUAUUGUAUGUUUCAUCCAUCACUGUAAUUUGUUUAGGUUCUCUGGAACUUGUGACUUAAUAGGGAAUAAAUCCGGAAAAAAUAUCUGCAACACCAGAAAAUCCCAGCAACUCAUCCACAAUAUCUUAUCGAAGCUCAAAACCUUCAGGCUUCUGCUAGAAAGCAAAACAAAUGUUAAAAAAAAAACACGAGAAGCUCUGACAUUUAUUUGAGCAUAUUUAGAAAGCUCCUUUGGGGCUGACUCCCAUUUAACAGGAAUUGGAAUUGGUUCAUUUUAAACAGCAUCAUCUCAGUUACACUACGGUGUGCACACUUACGCAACUACAGUGGUUUGCUUUAAGACAUUCGGACAAUAUCUGCAAAAAAAAUUUUUGCCACUCAAUUGUCACAGGCAUUAUUUUUAUUUUAGUUUAAAUCGUCACGGGCUUUAUUUUUUAUUUUACUUCAAUCUACGCAAUAGCAACAAGACUGAUGAUGGCAAAUCUAAUUGAAGCCAAGCGAUGCCACCCUCACUCCUCACUUGUCUUUCCUAGGCCGGAGAUGUUUCGAUGAAGGGAAAAUUAAAGCUAGGGGCUGCGUGGGCGACCACGGAAUCAUUGCAGGCAGCUUAUCAUGAAUUAUUGCCUUCAUAUCAAGAUGUCAUUAAAUCCUCCCCUAGAGUCAAACACAAGAAAUGGAAAUAGGAGUGCCUUCUGCCGAUGACACAAUUAACUCUCAUACACACACACACACACACAAGCUUAUCUGUUUGCUACUAACGUCACCUUUUUCACACGUCAACAAAUAAACAUUUACGAUCCCGCAAAUCUGAAUUAAAGUGAAAAGCGCUUCUCAGUCAAGACGGGGAUGAUUCCCAGGACUCAUGUCGUGGAAAUUUUUUGUUUGAGAUUCCUGUGGUACGCAUGUUUGGACUCAAUCUGGUUGAAGGCUUAAAAUAUGACCGCCAUUAGUCACCGCAAACGGUCAUCAGUGCCGAAUAAAUGUCUCGAUGUUGGAGUUCCCAUGAACAAUACAGAGUGAGAAAGAUUGCGUUUUGACGUGUUGUACUUCACCCUGGUAUGUGAAGCUCAUGCAUGCUAUAUAUAUAUGUUGACACGGGAAACAGCUAUGAUGACACAUGUCAAAAGGAAUUACAUGGUUCAUAACAAAAGUCUACACCCCCUCUUUAAAAAUAAAAGCUUCAUUUGUGAUACGAGUGUUAUAUUUAAUACCCAACUGUGAUAUGUU